AUGCUCCUUGGGGCAUCGGCCGCGAUUUCCGCCCUCACUGGCAUGCACGUGGUAGCAUCUAUCUUCCUUCUUCCUCUGGGCGUAUGCUUAUACACGAUCAGCGGUGGUCUCCGUGCCACUUUUGUCACGGACUGGGCGCACACAGUAGCCCUUUUCAUUAUCGUUCUUUACCUUGCCCUCAAAACAAUGACUAGCUCACAAAUUGGCUCGUUGCAUGACUUAUGGAACACCGUCAACGAUGCCGCACUCAAAACUCCAGUCCCUGGUAAUUAUAAAGGGUCCUACUUGACUAUGACCUCUCCGAGUGCUGUCGAGUUUGGAAUUUUACAUACGCUCGGCAACUUUGGUCUCGUUAUUAUGGAUUCUUCGUACUGGCAGAAAGCCUACUCGGCCAAUGUAGCUGCUGCGGUGCCAGGCUACUUGGUAGGGGGGGUUAUCUACUUUGGUUUGCCGUGGUGUUUAGGAAGCGUGAUGGGUAUUGGGUCUUUGGCCCUUCAAAACUUUCCGUCUUGGCCUGCUUAUGGACGCGAACUCUCAACGAACGAGUUAAACGCAGGGCUCAUCUUGCCUUAUGCCAGCAUGGCCGUAGCAGGAAAGGCAGGUGCUGUGGCCGUCGUUAUCGUCAUAUUUAUGGCAGUUACGUCUACCAUGUCGGCAGAGCUUAUUGCUGUGUCUAGCAUUGUUUCGAGUGAUGUGUAUCACACGUAUUUGAAGCGCAACGCUACUGGAAAGCAGAUUAUGUGGGUAUCGCAUUUGGCCUGUAUUGGAUUCGCCAUCAUCAGCUGCGCUGUGUCCAUUGCAGUAAAUUACGCUGGCGUCUCCUUGACUUGGACACUGUACUUUUUGGGCGUAAUUACAUGCCCCGGUAUGAUCACUAUGCCUCUAACAGUGCUUUGGAGUCGUCAGUCUAAGGUGGCAGCGAUUGUGUCACCGCUACUGGGCAUGGCGGGUGGCUUGGCCACAUGGAUUUCCACCGCAAAGCAUUAUGGACAUGGGGUCGUCUCUGUUGAGACAACGGGACUGCUUCUCCCUUGCCUAUGGGGCUCUCUCGUAUCCACCAUUGUUCCGGCCAUCUUUACCGUGAUACUUUCCCUUUUAUUUCCCAGCCCCCCCUUCCAAUGGACCAAGUUUCAAAACAUUGAACUGAUUGAUGACACCACCCCUACGUCAUUUGACUUUGAAGAAAAAGCGAUCACUGAGUCGCCUGUGGACUUUGAAUUUCCAAACGAUCUUCAGUCCCCACCCAUCCACACUGUCCAUGAAGAAAAGUAUAUGCGGAAGAUGUCGAUCGUUUCAGGGGUAGCAGGCGCUCUUGCCUUUGUUGUGGUGUGGAUCAUCUGGCCAUUCUCGAUGUAUGGGAGUCGUUUCAUUUUCCAACCAAAAUUCUUCAGCGGUUGGCUAGUGGUGUCGGUAAUUUGGGUGUUUAUGGGGCUUCUGGUCAUCCUGGUUCUGCCUCCCCUGGACGGUAGGCGGCAGAUCAUGACUAUUGCCAAAGGUUUAUUUGGACGCGAGUAA
This is a messenger RNA of Malassezia sympodialis ATCC 42132, 1515 nucleotides long. RefSeq names its product sodium:solute symporter family protein. Gene Ontology annotation, cellular component: plasma membrane. Lineage: Eukaryota; Fungi; Basidiomycota; Malasseziomycetes; Malasseziales; Malasseziaceae. Gene Ontology annotation, biological process: urea transmembrane transport. Gene Ontology annotation, molecular function: urea transmembrane transporter activity. The record is from RefSeq and is a predicted model, not a curated record.